AUGAGAAACCCGUACGUUCAUUUACCCGAGGAACUACUCCGCUUAGUUGCAUGUUUUACAGGGGUUGAAAGGGACAUCAGCUCUUUAGCUCGAACUUGCACAUACUACUAUUCUUCUCUCAAUGCCUUCCUCUAUCAGCAAAAUUCGUUGCAACGAGGAAGUUCCGCUCUGCUAUGGGCGGCAAAGUGGGGAAUGGAAAAAACAGCUCGCAUCAGUAUUGAAAAUAACGCUGAUGCGGAUUCCAAGGACUCCAACGGCGAGACACCUCUGCUCGCAGCCGCUCGGUAUGGUCACGAAGCGGUGGUGAAGCUCUUACUUGAUACCGGGCGUGUUGAUGUCAAUUCAAAAUAUGCCUACGAGACACCGCUGUUCCGGGCCGCAUAUUACGGCCAUCCAGCGGUGGUGAAACUCUUACUCGAAACUGGACGCGUUGAUGUGCAGCCAAAGGACGAUCCCACUGGUUGGACACCGCUGUAUGUCGCUGCAUGGCAUGGCUACGAAGCGGUGGUGAAGCUCUUACUUGCGACCGACGGUGUUGAUGCAGAUCCAAAGGACUCCAACGGCUGGACACCGUUGUUGCGGGCUGCGCAGGAGGGCCAUGAGGCGGUGGUGGAAUGUUUACUUGAAACUGGACUCGUCGUUGUGCAGCCAGAGGAAAGCGUCCACGGUUGGACACCGCUGUCCGUCGCCACGCAGAAUGGCCAUAAAGCGGUGGUUGAGCUUUUACAAUGGAGUGAGUGGCGAAGCUUUUGGAACCGAGCAGGUUGA
Messenger RNA from Penicillium brevicompactum, 768 nucleotides. Its product is annotated as ankyrin repeat domain-containing protein. NCBI's taxonomy places the organism in Eukaryota, Fungi, Ascomycota, Eurotiomycetes, Eurotiales, Aspergillaceae. Gene Ontology annotation, molecular function: protein binding. The record is from RefSeq and is a predicted model, not a curated record. The transcript has a single exon. The coding region runs from base 1 to 768 and encodes 255 amino acids.